GUGUCCCACCUGGAGAACGUCUCGGAGGAGGAGAUCAACCGCCUGCUGGGCAUGGUGGUGGACGUGGAAAACCUCUUCAUGUCUGUGCACAAGGAGGAGGACACGGACACCAAGCAAGUGUAUUUCUACCUGUUCAAGCUCCUGCGGAAGUGCAUCCUGCAGAUGAGCCAGCCGGUGGUCGAGGGGUCCCUGGGGAGCCCCCCCUUCGAGAAACCAAACAUUGAGCAGGGAGUCCUGAACUUCGUCCAGUACAAGUUCAGCCACUUGCCGCCCAAGGAGCGCCAGACCAUGUACGAGCUCUCCAAGAUGUUCCUGCUCUGCCUCAACUACUGGAAGCUGGAGACGCCGUCGCAGUUCCGGCAGCGAUCGCAGAACGACGACGUGGCCACCUACAAGGUCAACUACACGAGGUGGUUGUGCUACUGCCACGUGCCGCAGAGCUGCGACAGCCUUCCCCGCUACGAGACCACCCACGUCUUUGGGCGCAGCCUCCUCAAGUCCAUCUUCACGGUCACCCGCCGGCAGCUGCUGGAGAAGUUCCGGGUGGAGAAGGACAAGCUGGUGCCUGAGAAGCGGACACUGAUCCUCACCCACUUCCCCAAGUUCCUGUCCAUGCUGGAGGAGGAGAUCUAUGGUGAGAACUCUCCCAUCUGGGAGGCCGAUUUCACCGUGCCGGCCGCGGAAGGGGCUCAGCUGGUGUCUCGCCCAGCUGCAGUCAGCGCCGUCGCGGUGCCCACCACUCCGCUCUUCAGCAAGAAGCUCAGCAACAGCAGCUCUGCCGCGAGCAUGGACAGCAGCACCCCGGAGCCCCUCCCAGGGGAGAAGCGGAAGCUGCCCGAGAGCCUGACGCUGGAAGAUGCCAAGCGGAUCCGCGUCAUGGGAGACAUCCCCAUGGAGCUGGUGAACGAGGUCAUGCUGACCAUCACGGACCCCGCUGCCAUGCUGGGCCCCGAG
This is a messenger RNA of Merops nubicus (carmine bee-eater), 954 nucleotides long. Its product is annotated as histone acetyltransferase KAT2A-like. The transcript has 7 exons. Lineage: Eukaryota; Metazoa; Chordata; Aves; Coraciiformes; Meropidae. The record is from RefSeq and is a predicted model, not a curated record. Gene Ontology annotation, molecular function: histone H3 acetyltransferase activity. Gene Ontology annotation, cellular component: histone acetyltransferase complex; nucleus. Gene Ontology annotation, biological process: positive regulation of transcription by RNA polymerase II; chromatin remodeling. The annotation marks the transcript as partial.